AUGGGGUGGCGGGGGUUAUGGGGGUUAUUGGGCGGUGGGGGUUAUUGGGCGGUGGGGGUUAUGGGGCGGUGGGGGUUAUGGGGCGGUGGGGGUUAUGGGGCGGUGGGGGUUAUGGGGCGGUGGGGGUUAUGGGGCAGUGGGGCUUAUGGGGCAGUGUGGCUUAUGGGGCAGUGGGGCUUAUGGGGCAGUGGGGCUUAUGGGGCAGUGGUGAGUUAUGGGGCGGAAGGGGUUGUGGGGCGGUGGGGAGUUAUGGGGCGGUGGGGAGUUAUGGGGCGGUGGGGAGUUAUGGGGCGGUGGGGAGUUAUGGGGCGGUGGGGAGUUAUGGGGCGGUGGGGAGUUAUGGGGCGGAGGGGGUUAUGGGGCGGUGGGGGUUAUGGGGCGGUGGGGGUUAUGGGGCGGUGGGGGUUAUUGGGCAGUGGGGGUUAUAGGGCAGUGGGGGUUAUAGGGCAGUGGGGGUUAUAG
Schistocerca americana (American grasshopper) is the source of this 462-nucleotide messenger RNA. Its product is annotated as acanthoscurrin-2-like. NCBI's taxonomy places the organism in Eukaryota, Metazoa, Arthropoda, Insecta, Orthoptera, Acrididae. The coding region runs from base 1 to 462 and encodes 153 amino acids. The transcript has a single exon. The record is from RefSeq and is a predicted model, not a curated record.